AUGGCCUCUCGCUCGCCUACACUUCGUCCCUCUUCCGACCCUUUCGGUCCAGACCAAGAGAAAGACAUCCAAGGUCUCGAUCAUCCACCUGUAUCGGGAGAUCAACGCCCCUAUAUUGACCCUUCCACAGAGAAGAGACGUUCUUCUCUCGGUUCUGCAUGGCGGCGCCAAAGCGAGUAUCAGGAGACGGAUCCCUUUGGGGAAGACGAUGAAGAAGGAGAAGUCAAGUAUCGGACUUUGGAGUGGUGGCAGUGUAGUAUGAUUAUGAUUGCCGAAACGAUCUCUUUGGGUAUUUUGUCCUUGCCCUCAGUUCUGGCGACAAUUGGGAUGGUUCCAGGCGCCAUUCUCAUUGUCGGACUUGGUGUUGUGGCGACCUACUCGGGAUAUGUCAUCGGACAAUUCAAGGCGGCACAUCCUUGGGUCCACAAUAUGGCAGAUGCUGGCUACAUUCUCUUCAAACCCAUGGGGCCGCGAGCCGCUGCUAUCGGUCGUGAAGUCUUGGGUGCUGCGCAAACCAUCUUCCUUAUCUUCAGCAUGGCGAGUCACAUACUGACUUGGACCAUCUGCUUGAACACAUUGACCGACGGCGCUGCCUGCACGAUUGUCUGGGGUAUUGUCGGCUUGAUUCUCUUUUGGAUCUUCGACAUUCCUCGAACUCUCCUGAAAGUGUCCUGGCUUUCCUGUGUGAGCUUUUUCAGUAUUACGACCGCGGUGAUUGUCACCAUGGCGGGAACAGGAGCCAGGGAUCCGUCACAUGGCCAUUUUCACGCCACCCAGUCUGCGACCUUUGCCACCGCCUUUCUCAGCGUGACCAACAUUGUGUUUGCAUAUGCUGGUCAUGUAGCUUUCUUCAGUUUCAUCUCAGAGAUGAAGAAUCCGCACGACUUCCCCAAAGCGUUGGUCUUGUUGCAGGUUACGGACACCAGCAUGUAUUUCCUGGUCGCGAUGGUGGUCUACGCCUAUGGCGGAGAUCAGGUUGAUUCACCAGCCUUGGGAUCCGCGGGAACACUAAUCGGAAAAGUUGCUUGGGGCCUGGCCAUUCCGACAAUCAUCAUUGCCGGUGUCAUCUAUGGCCACGUCGCUUCCAAGUAUGUCUAUGUGCGUCUCUUCCGGGGGACAAAGCACAUGUCCAAGAGGACAUUGCUUGCCGUGGGCAGCUGGCUCGCCAUUACCUUGACAGCGUGGGUGAUCGCGUGGAUCAUUGCUGAAUCAAUCCCCAACUUCAACGAUCUGCUGGCUUUGAUUUCGAGUCUCUUCGCCUCCUGGUUCACUUAUGGGAUUUCCGGCGUUUUCUGGCUCUUCCUCAACUAUGGUCAAUAUACCAGAAAUUGGAGAAAGAUGGUCUUGACUGGAGUCAACAUUUUGAUGUUCUGUCUGGGAGCCGGCAUCUGUGGAAUGGGACUGUAUGCCAGCGGCUAUGCCAUCAGUAGUGAGCCAGGCGGGAGUAGCUGGACUUGCAAGAGCAAUUCCCAGUGA
Fonsecaea erecta is the source of this 1476-nucleotide messenger RNA. RefSeq lists its product as hypothetical. NCBI's taxonomy places the organism in Eukaryota, Fungi, Ascomycota, Eurotiomycetes, Chaetothyriales, Herpotrichiellaceae. Bases 1 to 1476 code for a protein of 491 amino acids. Gene Ontology annotation, cellular component: vacuolar membrane. The transcript has 4 exons. The record is from RefSeq and is a predicted model, not a curated record. Gene Ontology annotation, molecular function: amino acid transmembrane transporter activity. Gene Ontology annotation, biological process: amino acid transmembrane transport.